AUGGCCGAAGGGCCAGACCCGGCAGGGGACGACCAGCGCCGCGGGCGAGGGCGCCCAAGGAAGGACGCAAAUCUACCCGACCUCAGGGUCGAAGAGCCGACCCCCUCGGACACCUCGGAUGCCCACUCGGGGAGGUCAGUCAGGGCCUCUCGCCGAACGGAUGAGCGCGGGAGAGACGCUCCACCAGCCUUUGAGGAUCUCCCAGAGCAAUACCAGGGACUACCACCACCACUGCUCCGGGAUCCACCACCGGUCCGACCGGACACGCGGCAACUUUUCCAGGAGCCUCCCCCUCCCUUCCCAGAACAGCCACGGCCCGGGCGAGCGCCACCCAGCCGUGAGGAUCCACCACUAUACCGCGGACCCCCCCGAGGCCACCCGCCAAGGGAGAGGGACCCGGACUACCGCCAACAUCGGAGACCCGUGCGCCCAGAUCCGAGUGAGUUCAGGGUGACCUCCGACGAGGAACUCGACGGCUAA
Molecule: messenger RNA, 480 nt
Organism: Fopius arisanus
Lineage: Eukaryota; Metazoa; Arthropoda; Insecta; Hymenoptera; Braconidae
Product: proline-rich protein 2
Exons: 1
Coding region: 1-480 (159 amino acids)
Source: RefSeq, a predicted model, not a curated record